Molecule: messenger RNA, 1559 nt
Organism: Trichobilharzia szidati
Lineage: Eukaryota; Metazoa; Platyhelminthes; Trematoda; Strigeidida; Schistosomatidae
Source: the annotation of a GenBank genome assembly
AAUGAAGUUCUCUUUUUUGUAGUGGGAGCAAAGGAAAAAAUCACGAAAAAAGACAAUUAAAUACAUGCAUAUAUGUAAAGACCUAGGGGAAAUAGACCUUUAAAUCCAAUUAUCCUUUUUCAAAUUAGUUUGCACUGUUUGAGAUCAGAGUUCGUGAUAUGGAGAAAGGCAAUAUGUUAGAAGAGGCUUUUCAGUCCUAAAUAGCAUGCAACAUUAAAAUCAAUCGUCAUUACUUGUCCAUCAAUCCCAAGCCCAUCAUAAGGAAGACUAAAGAAAUAUUUAUGGUUGAUUCCCUGGGAAGUGCUUGUGAGUGUUAGCCAAGUGUCACAUGAGGUUUUCUCUGCCCCAUUUUAAAAUUACAAACGUGAUAACAGUUAACUAUCCAUCCAGACGUGUAUUCAUGUAUGUCCUACUUCUCAAAUCAGCCGGCGAAAAUGCAACCAGUUGUAAUGAUGAUCCUUAUGUACAGGUCCUAACAAAAGCAGGCUUUACUGUCGAUCUGCUGGAGACUCUUGAUUUCAUGUAUAAUACAGCAAACUUGGAAGAAUAUAAAAAUUGGCGAAACAAUCAUAGUUGUAUUGUUUUUAGCAGUCCACGUGCUGUAAUUGCCUGUGUUAAGGCAGGAUUGACAGGAAACGAAAAUGAUCUUUGCUUUGUCGUUGGUCCAAGUACUGAAUUACAAGCUAAGAAGGCUGGAUUUUCACCAAAAGGCGCUUCAUCAGGAGAUGCUGAAGAACUCUCAGAUUUUAUUGUAAAGCACUUUGCCUCAAAAUUGGAUAAGCCUAUCUUCUUUCCAUCUGGUCAAGUUCACCGUGAUACAUUACCAAAAGCUUUAGAAGCUGAAGGGAAAAAGGUGAAUACUGUUAUCGCGUACUCUUCUGUAGAAAAUACCAAACUUCAUGAAAAGUUGAGAUUAAAUUUGUGUGAAGGAAAUCCAAUACCUGAUUGUUUAGUAUUUUUCAGUCCAUCUGGUGUUUCACUAACUGAAAAUAUACUGCUAACUGAAAUAAAACCACACAGGCCAAAUGUCAAGCUUGUUGCUAUGGGACGUGCAACAGCGAAUAGGCUGAAAGAACUCGGUAUGACGGUUUCAGCAGUUGCUGCCUCACCAAAACCUGAAAGUUUAUUGGCAGCAAUGAAAAAUUUGAAGUGACAAACUCCUUUUAUCUAUCUUCGAUCUCAUGGCUCUGUGUACGAUGAUAUACUACUGUCUUUACCUUUAUUACUGUCAAUCUCUGUGUGUUUGUGCGUCUGUGCAUGUGCGUGUGUGUGUCAACUGGAGGAUAUGAUGUGCCUUAUUUAUUAUCUUUAAUAUGAAAAGUGAUCAUUGACAAUGAUAUGUGCCUUAUCUUUGAAUUAAUCUAUUUAUUUGUUUGUCUUCUUGUCUCUGCUUCUUCCACGAAUAACUUUCUGCUGGUUCUAGUCAAAUGUUCUGUGUGGUGUAGUGUUUUCUUUGCAUGAAUCUUGUGAUCUUCUGUGUGUUUUGUGUUUUUUUUUACAGAAUGCAUUUAACAGGUAAUCUUGAAAAAGUAAAAUCAAUUUACUAUUUUAAUAUUUGA